Messenger RNA from Hydra vulgaris (swiftwater hydra), 1239 nucleotides. NCBI's taxonomy places the organism in Eukaryota, Metazoa, Cnidaria, Hydrozoa, Anthoathecata, Hydridae. The record is from RefSeq and is a predicted model, not a curated record.
AAUUUUUUUUUUGUAAUUUCAGAAUAUCGAUUGAUUGAGAAAAUAGGUGAAGGUUCUUUUUCAAAUGUUUUAAAAUGUCAAAAUAUCAAGAAUGGUAAACAUUAUGCAUGUAAGCUAAUGAAGCAAACAUUUUAAAGCUAUGAGCAAGCAAAUAAUCUUAGAGAAAUUCAGUGUUUGCAAAGUCUCCAGCAUCAUGCAAAUAUUAUAGAUUUAAAGGAAAUAGUUUUCAAUAAAAAAAAUGGUGCUUUAGCUAUCAUCAUUGAGUUAAUGGAUACAAACCUAUAUGAAUUUAUGAAAAAUAAAAAAAAACUACUUUCAGAGUCUUUAUGUCAGUUAUACAUUUACCAAAUAUUAAAAGGUUUAGAUUACAUUCACAGAAACGGCAUUUUUCAUCGAGAUAUCAAACCUGAGAACAUUUUAAUUAAGAAUGAUACUGUGAAAAUUGCUGAUUUUGGAUCAUGUCAAAGUUUUAAUUCUACUCAGCCACAUACAGAAUAUAUAUCUACAAGAUGGUACCGUGCACCAGAAUGUUUACUUACAGAUGGAUGGUACACUUUCAAAAUGGACAUAUGGUCAGUAGGAUGUGUAUUUGCUGAAAUUCUUAGCAUGCAUCCUUUAUUUCCUGGUACAAAUGAAGUAGAUCAAAUCAAUCAAAUUCACAGUGUGUUAGGGUCACCUUCACCAGAGCUUCUUGCCAAAUUUAAAAAAUCAAAACAUAUGAGUUUUCAAUUUCCACCAAGUAUUGGCUGUGGUGUUAGUGUUAAACUGUAUACACUGUCAAGGAAAGCCAUUACUAUCAUUGAAUUACUCUGCAGAUAUGAUCCAGAUUUUAGACCAACAGCAAAAAUGGUUCUUAAACAUAAAUAUUUCAAUAUAUUAAGAGAGAAAGAGAAACAAGAGAAAGAAAGUUCAAACCCUUUGCAUUAUCAAUCUCCAAAAAGGAAAGAUAGAUCUGUGGAUAUUGGUUUACCUAGCAUUACUUUAUCACCUCUUGUAACGAAGAAAGCGUUACACAUUGAUCGAUCACCUGGCAUAAAGUGUAACACAUGCGAAACUCACAACUCAAUCUUUCCUUCUAUUUUAAACGAAAGAGAGGUAUUUAAGAUGCAGAAACUACAAAAAAGAGCAAUACAACAAACGAACUUCACAUUUCCUUCGUUAACCCAGUUUCAUCAUUUAAGAAAAUAUUGAUCGAAAUUCGAAAUUUAAGAAUACGGUGCUCCGUAAAUAAUAAUGUAU